This is a messenger RNA of Anarrhichthys ocellatus (wolf-eel), 914 nucleotides long. RefSeq names its product protein S100-A11-like. Gene Ontology annotation, cellular component: perinuclear region of cytoplasm. The record is from RefSeq and is a predicted model, not a curated record. The transcript has 2 exons. Gene Ontology annotation, molecular function: calcium-dependent protein binding; calcium ion binding; transition metal ion binding. NCBI's taxonomy places the organism in Eukaryota, Metazoa, Chordata, Actinopteri, Perciformes, Anarhichadidae. Bases 1 to 264 code for a protein of 87 amino acids.
AUGGAGUCUGCUAUCGGUGUGCUGGUGUCCCAGUUCAAGGUGUAUGCUGGCAGCGAUGGUUCCUCUGACACACUGAGCAGAGAUGAGUUCCACAGACUGGUCACAUCAGGGCUCCCUAACUUUGUCAAGAAUGCUGCCGACCCCGCUGCCAUUGACCAGCUCAUGAGCUCAUUGGACAAGAACAGCGAUGGAGAGCUCAACUUCCUGGAGUUCUGGCAGCUGAUUGGGCAUCUUGCAAGCAAGCAUGGGGGGUUCAGCCAAUAGAGUGUGCUGUCCUCAGAUGCAUGGGGGGGUUCAGCCAAUAGCGUGCUGUCCUCGGAUACACUGAGUUCUGUCACAGUUUCAUGCAUGUAACUGACUUGUCUGUGUGCCAUACAGUUUGAAAAAAUUGGGAAACAGCCAAAUGGAACACACCCUAAAAUCUUAUCUUAUUUUUUUUUAAUAGUUUUUUAUUUUUAACCAGUUGUCUGUGACUCUUCUCACUCCGUCCUCUCACCAGCAACUGGCACAGACUCUGUCACAGAAUACUAUGUUUGUUUUUUUAAAGCAUUGUCUAUACUGGCUUUUCUAAUUACUGUAAAACGCAUCUUGUGAUCUUCAUCAUCUCCCUCCAGUGCACAAACAGAAGGUCUGUUGUUGGCAGAGCAGGAUUUUCUGUUUAAAGCUGGAAACAUAAUAAUAUAAAUGUAAAUCUUCCUGCUAAUGCCUUCAUUUGACGAGUUUUUCGAAAGUUCCCUUUCUACUGAACACUAUCCUUCCAUUCUUUGCACAAGUGAGUACAGUUUCAGGGUGUGGCUUAAAUACAUCUGUCUGUUGAGAAAGCUUUGAAGACACUUAAACAUGAGCGCGCUCUUGUUCCUACAUGUUGAGAGAAAGUAUGUCAGAAAAAACAAUCAGAUGAACGUGCAAGAAUA